Messenger RNA from Xylona heveae TC161, 2195 nucleotides. RefSeq names its product RuvB-like helicase 1. Gene Ontology annotation, cellular component: NuA4 histone acetyltransferase complex; Ino80 complex; R2TP complex. The coding region runs from base 424 to 1794 and encodes 456 amino acids. Gene Ontology annotation, biological process: box C/D snoRNP assembly; regulation of transcription by RNA polymerase II; chromatin remodeling. Gene Ontology annotation, molecular function: DNA helicase activity; ATP binding; ATP hydrolysis activity. The record is from RefSeq and is a predicted model, not a curated record. NCBI's taxonomy places the organism in Eukaryota, Fungi, Ascomycota, Xylonomycetes, Xylonales, Xylonaceae. The transcript has 4 exons.
CAUUUCGUCUUGCUCCCAUUUCCCCACAACCAUCGCCUCGAGCGUUGAUCCUUGUUGUCACCGCAUCUCUUCGCUUGUAAAUUUUGGUGGUCAACCGUCCUGACAAUAACAAUUUUCAAUCUCUACUGUUCCUUCGACACAGGAGCUCGACGACCACGAAUAUAAAGCAAGGGCCAUCGAUCUCCCGGCCUCGGACAGACUCCGGUUGCGCUUCAAUUCCACAGCGUCUACCGCUUGACUCAAUAGACACACUACGUCGAACUUAUCUCUCGAACGUAUUCUCUCUCAAUCUUGAAGAGUUCACGCACUACUUGACAUCAAACUCCUUUCGAGCUCGAAGCGCCAGUGUCGUCUGCAAGCACUUCGACGUCUCCAGCCGCAUCGACGUAUCUCGUCCGAAACCGACAGGGCUAGACUUUCAAAAUGGUUCAAAUCAGUGAGGUGAAGGGCAAUUCGCGCGAAAACCGCACCGCUGCCCACACCCAUAUUAAGGGACUUGGAUUGCGGUCAGAUGGCACAGCUGAAAAAUCUGCCGCUGGAUUCAUCGGCCAGACUGCCGCUCGUGAGGCAUGCGGGGUCGUUGUUGACCUCAUCCGGGCAAAAAAAAUGGCUGGACGAGCCGUAUUGCUCGCUGGUGGUCCUGGCACUGGUAAAACCGCACUCGCCCUCGCGGUCUCGCAAGAACUCGGCACCAAGGUGCCAUUCUGCCCUAUUGUCGGCAGCGAGAUUUACUCCACAGAAGUGAAGAAGACGGAGGCACUCAUGGAGAACUUCCGAAGGGCUAUCGGUCUACGGGUUCGAGAAACCAAGGAGGUCUACGAAGGAGAGGUGACUGAGUUGACGCCGGAGGAGUCUGAGAAUCCCUUGGGUGGCUAUGGCCGCACAAUCAGCCACCUCUUGAUCGGCCUCAAGUCAUAUCGAGGUACCAAGAAGCUCCGCCUCGACCCGAGCAUUUACGAGGCGAUCCAAAAGGAGCGCGUCACCGUUGGUGAUGUCAUCUAUAUUGAAGCCAACACUGGAGCCGUCAAGCGCGUUGGUCGGUCAGACGCGUACGCUACAGAGUUUGACCUUGAGGCCGAGGAAUAUGUGCCGAUCCCCAAGGGCGAUGUACACAAGAAAAAGGAAAUUGUGCAGGAUGUGACAUUGCAUGAUCUCGAUGUAGCAAACGCCCGCCCACAGGGAGGACAAGACAUCAUGAGCAUGAUGGGCCAGCUUAUGAAGCCCAAGAAGACGGAAAUUACGGACAAGCUGCGACAGGAGAUUAACAAAGUCGUCAACCGGUACAUCGACCAGGGUGUGGCCGAGCUCGUGCCUGGUGUCCUAUUCAUUGAUGAAGUGCACAUGCUCGAUAUUGAGUGCUUUACAUAUCUCAAUCGUGCUCUCGAGUCGACCAUCUCACCUAUUGUUAUCCUCGCCUCAAAUCGGGGUAAAUGCACCAUUCGCGGCACCGAGGACAUCGUCGCUGCUCAUGGCGUUCCUCCGGACCUCCUCGCCCGUCUGCUCAUCAUCCCUACAAACGCUUACGACCCCGAGGAAGUCAAGAUGAUUAUUCGUCUCCGUGCACGUACCGAAAACCUCUCCCUCUCCGAGGCUGCCUUGGAGAAAAUUUCCGAGCACGGUGUCCGUAUCAGUCUGCGGUACGCGCUGCAGUUGUUGACUCCGGCAAGCAUCCUGUCUCGGGUCAACGGACGCAAGGAGAUUGAUGUGUCCGAUGUAGCGGAGUGUGAGGAUCUCUUCAUCGACGCGAGAAGAAGUGCCAACAUUGUCAGUCAUGCUGACACGUUCAUCUCGUGAUUCCAUUCUGGUUUCUACUAAGAACGAAGGGGAUUGGGUUGCUUACUUUCUUUUUCAUGUUACUUCCAAAAAUGGGGAUCUGAAUGUUCAAGAGGCCGACAACGGCACUAUUCUUCUCGAGGCGUUUGGUUUGUAAUGCACGUAUCUAUCAGUUCAUAUCAGAUUAGACGCUAGAAUUGAGCGUUGUUUAGGUGGUUUAAGAAUUUACAGUCGUAGAUUGUGUGAAUGAGAUGCGACAAAGCAUGAAAAGUAUGUUGAAAUGAAUCAAGCUUUGCCAGCUAUCUCGAAACAGUAGUGUAGCAGUGCAUGAAGAAAUUGGUUUGUCAGUGGAUCGUGGGUUUGGUUUUAUGUUGUUGUGAGUUCUGCAGUGCUGCGACUACGGGGUACUUUGAAGUUUGCCG